ACUGCCCCGGCCGCUCCCGGAGACCUCAACUUUGUCAACGAGGAAGGGGACAUGUUCCCUCUCCGGACCUACGGCAUGUUCUCCGUGGAGUUCCGAGACGAGGCCAAUAAGGAAGUCCUGGAAACCGGCAGGGUGCAGGUGUUCCUGGAUACAGAGCACGUCAAGAUGCCCGAGCACAUCCCCAAGAUGAAGCUGUGGUCCCUCAACCCGGAAACAGGGAUCUGGGAGGAGGAAAGCGACUUCCAUUUCGCUAGGAGCCCCGCCGGCCGGAGCAAGCGCGAGGAAAGGACUUUCUUGAUCGGGAAUAUGGAGGUCCGGGAGAGACGUCUGUUCAACCUGGACGUGCCCGAGAGCAGGCGCUGCUAUGUCAAGGUACGGGCCUACAUAAAUGACAAGUUCCUGCCCAACGAGCAGCUGGAAGGGGUGGUGGUCAACCUGAUCAACCUGGAACCCAGGGCUGGCUACUCCUCCAACCCCCGAGCCUGGGGCCGAUUCGACAGCGUGAUCACUGCCUCCAACGGCGCCUGCCUGCCAGCUUUCUGUGACGGAGAGCGGCCGGACGCUUACACUGCCUACGUCACGGCCACCAUCGGAGGAGAGGAGCUGGAAGCAGCCUCCUCGAGCCCCAAAAUGAACCCCAAUGUCAUUGGGGUGUCCCAGCCCUACCUGGACAAACUGGGGUACCAGAGAACAGACCACGAAGACCCUGCACUCAAGAAGAUGGCUUUCAAGAUCAACCUAGCCAAGCCCAACCCCAACAACACUGACGAGACAAACGGGCCGGUGUAUGCCUAUCAGAACGGCAUCGACUGUGAGAACGCCCCAGUCACAGCCAACCACUUCCGAUUCUACCGUGUGGAAGGGGACAAGUACGAGUACAACGUGGUGCCUUUUCAGGAGGGAGACCUGACCUCCUGGUCUGGAGACUACCUCUCCUGGUGGCCUAACCCCCAGGAGUUCCGGGCGUGCUACAUCAAGGUUAAGAUCAAAGGACCUUCGGAGGUCAUGGUGAGGUCACGGAACAAGGGCGGCACGCACCCCCAGACCAAGGGGAAGCUAUACGGCAUCAGAGACAUGCGCAGCACCCGCGACCUGAGGCUGCCCAACUCCUCGGCUGCCUGCCUGGAGUUUAAGUGCAGCGGCAUGCUGUUUGACCAAAGUCUGGUGGACCGCAGCCUCAUAGCUGUCAUCCCCCAGGGCGACUGCAGGAGGGUGAGCGUCAACAGCCUGCUGCAGGAGUACCUGGUCAAGCACCCUCCACAGUUCCAGAACAAUGAAUCCCACACCUUCAACAUGCUGGCCCCUGUCGACCCACUAGGACACAACUACGGGAUUUAUACUGUCACUGACCAGAACCCCAGGCUGGCCAAGGAGAUCGCCAUCGGCCGGUGCUUCGACGGGACCUCGGACGGGUUCUCCAGGGAGAUGAAGUCUGACUCGGGGGUCGCCCUUACCUUCAGCUGCCCGGAGAGGGCUGUGACCAGGGAGAGUCUCUUCCAGCGCCUGCAGAACUCCCCAGCCCAAGCGCUGGCCCAGAUCGGACGGGACAUGAGGGAAAGAGGCCAGGCCAGGCCAGGUCCUUCCCAGGUGGUGGCUUACCGUUCGGGCCAGCUGAGCAGGAACACGCCCGCUCAGAGCCGCAGAACCCUGGGGACCGCUGGUCGGAGGAGGGGCCAAGCAAGAGCACAGUCCAGGCAGUAAUCCUGUCUGUGAAAUGGUUUCUUGACUUGGCCGCGCCUCUCUACAUAUGGCGUCGAUAGCAGCCUCCAAAUCUAUGGACUUUUAUUUAAACUGACUGAACCUCGUCUUUACUGUUUGGAAUCAUUUAAGGGCAAACAAUAAAAGGCUGAUUGAUGCCCCCUUGCUUCUUCGUAGGGUACCCUGGCGUUACAUCACAACUAAUUUUGAGUGACUCUUUUGCUCUUUACAUUAAUAGGGAUUCUUUAGGGAAACAGUGGGCAGAUCACUGAAUCGACACUGACUCCUCUGUCUAACCCCCCCCCCCCCCCCCCCCCCGUCCUACUUUGCAGGGGUAGCAUUUAGAAGAGGUGUAUUCUGAGAGAAGGGGUAUGAUAUAUAUCAAUAUGGUGCAGCAGCUAGAUUAUCAAGAGUGCUUGUUUGAUGCUUAUCUAUUUUGUUUUGUUUUUGUUUACUAACGUGCAAUAAUAAUGUUAGAAAAUAUGUCGGCCACCAAACCAGUGAGCUCUGAGUCCCUGGAUCAAGGGAGAACUGAAACAAUGCAGUGCUUCAUAGAUCCAGAUCCAUUAGCAGCCAAAUGCAAAGCUCUACAAAGACACUGAAUACUCCUUUGUUGAAUUUCUUCUUUUUCUUUUUUUUUGUAAUUGAUAUUAACCAACAGCUAACUGUUAAGGAUCACGUACUAACGAGAUCCCUGCCGGAAUAAUUUAAACAAACCUAGAAUGAAGAUACACUUUUAUUGUGGAAGCUUUUAAUCAGUACCAGAAUAGCGUACAAGACACCAUGUACUGUAGAUGGCUUAGUACAAGGGAUGGUCCUCUUUUAGUCUGUAGACCGAACGAUUCAGCGAGGGUCUGGAGCACACCUUGAGGACAGGUGUGUCCAGGUGAACAUCCUUCAAAUCCACUGGACAGACUGUCGAUGGCCAGGGUGCGGUCCCCUGUAGUACUGGAAAGCCAUUCGCUACUGAUAUGCACAGCCUUAUGUACAGGAUCCUAUAUACACUGGCUCAGUUGAAAGGUGAUGUGUGGCAUUCAGCAUUGAACAGAUGGUCCAGCAGGUAGGAGAUUUGGGUUUUAAACAUGAUUCUUAAUUUUCAUGUAGCUAUUUCCAAUAACAUACUGCAUACAGCACUCACACUAUAGGGGUACCGUAUGCAGCAUGACUAUACAUUUGUUAAAAUGAUUAUUUAAAAACAAAGCACUUUUUUGCACGACAGUGUGUUAAAACGAUCCAGCCAGUGUCACCAGUAUUAGACACUCGAGUUAACAGCCCCUUCACUUUAUGCCAUUCCAGUUUUUCUAAUGUGUUGACAGCUGUUAGAAUUUCUUUACAGACACCUUCACUUGAAUACGGUGUAUCAGAGUGCAAUGGCAGACACAAAUCUGAGCUGUCGAUUUAUAAGAAUGAAUAGAUGAAGCAACAGUUUGGAGUAAGAAGUGCACACAUGUGUGCUGUGCUGCGUCAUGUAACUAGUCCCAGAGGCGGUGUAAGCAGUCUGGCGAGCAGAUUAUCUGACUGUAAUAGAAAGGUAGCACUUAUUGUUCGUCAAGAGCCAAAAAAUACUUCACCAUUAAGCACAAAAAGGAAAAGCGAUUCAAAUCCGACAGACCUCUAAGUGCCAGCCCUCACAAGCUGGGCUAAUCAGGGGCUAAUCAGCUCUAAUGAUGUUGUUUGAGAAGGUCAAUGGCUUGAAGGUGGAGGGAGGAACCCUUGUUUAAAAGGCAAUUAUGCCUGCUGACUGCAUUCCCUAACCUCUCUACUUCAUUUUCAUGAUUAUGAAGGCAAUAAGCAGCUUGAUCCAUUCUGAGUUUCAUUCCAUAUUGGGAUCAUUUGUUGUGCUAAAUGUGUUGGAUGCUAAAGUAUCUACUGAGGGCCAAGUUAGGAUUAUAGUUCCAAACCCGCUUACAGUAUGACCUAUUGCGAACAGUCUAGAGAGGUGAGUAUUAACCCACUGCCACACUUACCACCUACAUAACAAAAUUUGAAACCAUUAAUAUGUAUACGUUGAAAAGCAGCAUCCCAUCGACUUGGGUUUAUAGUGGAUAAUUCAUAUAUACAGUAGGGUUCAAAAGUUUGGAAACGACAAAUGAUUUACUGCAAGACUAGUGGUGGAGAUUGUAUUGCCCAUCCUUCCAUUUACUUAUUAAAUACCCAGAUAUCACUGAAUAGAUAAUAGUCUCUUUCAAAAUAUGCUAAGGAUUUUAAUGAGCAAUAAAUUAACUGGUACCCUAAAUAUGAUUAAUUUACUAACAAGGCUGAAUGGAGCAUGUGCCGAGUGCCACAACUGGUACAAUAUUCAAUGCAGUGUUGUCCUUGGCAGUCCUCAGCCAGAAAACUAUUUUUGACGGCAAAAGGAAAGUCCUAAAACCUACUGCACUCAGCGGUCCACAUGGGAAAGUAUUGAAACUGUAUAAUGGACGUUGCACUUUGAGGAUGCAUUGACAAACCAAAUACUUGCAGUUUGAUGACAACUCCUCUGUAAAUGAGCGUGCAAUCUAUACUGCAUGACUUUCUUUCACCUAAAUUUAUUGACUGGCUUUAUUUUCAUGUGUUUAAUAUGUACAUUAUUUUAUGUAUGACUGUGCAUCUCUUUUUUUCUGUUCUUGUAAAUAAACACA
Molecule: messenger RNA, 4319 nt
Organism: Polyodon spathula (Mississippi paddlefish)
Lineage: Eukaryota; Metazoa; Chordata; Actinopteri; Acipenseriformes; Polyodontidae
Product: cartilage intermediate layer protein 1-like
Exons: 1
Source: RefSeq, a predicted model, not a curated record